UCUCGUUCCCGUUGUUGUGCAUGGAUCGGAGAUGUUGUGGACUUCUUUGUGAAAGUCAGUGUUUCAAUAUGGAAGCUCGCAGAAUGACAGUGUUUGUUUUGCUGUUGCUGGCUUUGAUUUCCGUAUUGGCGGAUGUCGUCGCUUUUCGAGGCGGAGUAGGAGGUGCCACUGUGCAUGGUCGGCUAGUGGUCUGUUAUGUUAGCACAUGGGCCGUGUACAGAGCUGGUAGAGGUUCAUGGUCUCUAGACGACCUCGACCCAACCCUCUGCACUCACCUGGUAUAUGCCUUUGCAGGACUUGACAACAGGACCAACACCAUCCGGAGCCUUGAUGAAUAUCAUGACCUCGAGGACAACUAUGGCAAAGGCACAUACAAGAAGAUGACAGCCCUGAAGAACCGUUACCCACAUCUCAAAGUAUCACUAGCUAUAGGUGGCUGGAAUGAGGGUUCAGCAAACUAUUCCAUCAUGGCAUCAAAUCCUACCAGCAGACAGACUUUCAUUAACAGCGCAUCUGACUUCAUCAGAAAGUAUAAUUUUGAUGGCUUGGACUUAGACUGGGAGUAUCCAGCAAAGAGGGGUGGAUCCCCAGCAGACAAGGAGAACUUUGUACACCUUGUGAGGGAGUUGCGUGAGGAGUUUGACAAGCACGGCUGGCUGCUGACAGCAGCACUCGGUGUGGGACAGGACACAGUUGAUGCAGCAUACAACAUACCAGCACUUAGCCGGUACCUGGAUUACAUGCAUGCCAUGUGUUAUGACCUUCAUGGCUCUUGGGAUAACCGUGUUGGUGCCAAUGCACCCUUGAGAUCCUCACAGCCGGAUGAUAAGCUCACUGUGGAAUAUGCCAUCAAGUACCUGCUCAAGCAAGGAGCGCCUCCCCGAAAGUUGGUACUGGGACUGCCACUGUAUGGCCGCACAUUUCUGUUGGAGAAUGAGGAAAACACGCUUGUGAUGGGUGCACCUACAGGUCCUAAAGGGUUCCCAGGGCCUUAUACCAAAGAGGAUGGCUUUAUGGGCUAUAAUGAGAUUUGUGUUAACAUCUCAGAUGGCUGGAAGAUAUUCUGGGAUGACGAUACCAUGACACCAUAUGCUGUGCAGGGUGACAAAGUAAUCACAUAUGACGAUGAGCGUAGCAUUGCGGAAAAGGUUAAAUUUGCCAUGAAGCUAGACUUGGCUGGUACAAUGGUUUGGUCAGUUGACACUGAUGACUUUCGUGGGGAUUGCAUCAAUAACAGUGGUGGUGGCUCUAGUAACUACCAACUCAUGAGGACAAUCAGCAGGACUAUCACUGAAACACUGAAGGAGAAGCAGGAGCAAGAUGAUCAGCAUCAAACAGAACGCACCACGGAGCAGGGGCUGUCAGCAGCUCCAAAGUUUCAGGCAGUGCUGUGGGUCAUAGUUGCCCUCAUUGUGGUUCAGCACAGUGCUGCUGUGUGAGGGCUGGAGCUGUCCAAAUGCUUUGACAUACAAAAUCGAACUCACCUGACAUGAAAACAAAAAUUAUAAGUAAUGAGACUGAAAUACUUAUGAUAACUGAAGUGCUCAUGCAGGGUGACAAUUGUAACUCAAGACAGUCAUGAGGUACAGAGCUCAAUGCUUCAUUGUGUUAAAUGUUAUACUUUUCAUUCUUAAUAAAGAGACCACUGUCACUGCAGAAUAUUUUAUGCUGCCCAGUCUGAGGCAUAGCUUGCAAUAUCAAACAGGAAUGAAGGAUUCAGAUCACCUUUUCUACAGGGCUGGCAGCCAGAUUUUAACUUUGGUGGGGAUGUUUAGUUAGUAAUGGUAUUAGUAUUGAAUAAAGAUAUAUCUUUGAAUCUAUUGCUAGUAAUAUUGUACUAAAAGUAUCUGAAUUAAAAUACUGUGCCAAAUUCUGUAAUAGUAUAAAAAAUUUUAGUCCAAAAAAUGUGGUAUAUUGUUCUUGUAUGUAAAUCUUAAAAUAAAUAUGAGGAGAAAAUGA
Messenger RNA from Cryptotermes secundus, 1959 nucleotides. Its product is annotated as probable chitinase 2. Gene Ontology annotation, biological process: carbohydrate metabolic process; chitin catabolic process. Bases 21 to 1439 code for a protein of 472 amino acids. NCBI's taxonomy places the organism in Eukaryota, Metazoa, Arthropoda, Insecta, Blattodea, Kalotermitidae. The transcript has 8 exons. The record is from RefSeq and is a predicted model, not a curated record. Gene Ontology annotation, cellular component: extracellular region. Gene Ontology annotation, molecular function: chitin binding; chitinase activity.